Molecule: messenger RNA, 7432 nt
Organism: Phyllopteryx taeniolatus (common seadragon)
Lineage: Eukaryota; Metazoa; Chordata; Actinopteri; Syngnathiformes; Syngnathidae
Gene: robo3
Product: roundabout, axon guidance receptor, homolog 3 (Drosophila)
Exons: 26
Coding region: 1823-5578 (1251 amino acids)
Cellular component (GO): neuron projection
Molecular function (GO): protein binding
Source: RefSeq, a predicted model, not a curated record
AUGUAAACUUAUGAGCACAACUGUACAUAUUAUGUAGCCAUACGUACCCCUGUCAUAUUGGAAUGAAAGUGUAGGCUACACCUUUUUCAUAACCUCUAGGUGGCGCUGGUAUAUUAGAAUGAAAGUGUACAGCUUUGUCAUAACCUCUAAAUGGUGGCAUACAUUUAUAAAAUGGGAAAGUUUUUUUUUUUCAUUUUCCCAUAUCCCUAUGUAUAAUGUGCACCAUUGACUUGACAUUUUUUGGGGGAAAAAAAUGCAUAUUAUACAUGAGAAAUUACGGUGCAUCUUCUAUCCAUGCUUGCAUGGGUUUUUAUUCUCCUAUUUCCCUGGCUUGUUCCCACACUCCAAAAUUUGAUACUGUAUGUUAAUUGAAGUCUAUAAAUUUCCCAUAGGUGUACCCAGCCUCUCUCCCAAAUUUAGCUGGGAUAUUCGGACCCAGCUCACCCACGUCCUUAAUGAGUGCAAGUGGUAUACAAGGUAUGUCAGAAAAGUUCAAGGACUGGUGUCACAAAAGAUAUAUAGUUCAACUAGAAAAUACAAGAAAGAAAGAAAGAAGAAGAAAAUACAACAUCGAAAUAAUCCCCCUGAAGCCAAAUGCACUUUGCUAUCCAUCUCUCCCACACUUUCAUGCUCUCCAAGAAGGAUUCUUCCUGGAUCCUCCGCAGCUCCAUCGUUACGGCCAUCUUAAUGUCGUCCAUGUCUUCAAAAAGGUCCACUUGAUGACCCCACAUAAAAAAUGACACAUAGCCAGUUUGGGUUAUUCGGGAGGUUGCUACAGUUCUUCUCGGCCAGGAACUGUCUGAUGUUCAGGCUGUUGUGACAGAGCGCCUUAUCAUGGUGAAGCAGUGUUGUCCUGCCACAACUCUUGCCUCUUGUCAUGCACUGAAGAAGCAAUUGCCAGCAAGAUCUCAUUGUUGAUGUGCUUGUUGAUCUUCUGGCUCACACUGAAAGGGAAAACUUGUAGUUUGGAUUUGAAGUAUAACUUUUGUGACACCAGUCCUCGAUCUUUUCUGACACACUGCGUAUUAAGUGAAUGAAGAUGAUUACAAUUCAAUAUUGUUGCAUGUGCCUGACAAACAAGAAAUAAUGCUUCUGUUUCUGUAGUCAUGUGGGACCACUACAUGCAAAUCAGUACUACAAUUACACAAUGUUGACUUAUGUGCCAACUGUAAAUAUCUAAAUAUAGUUUUUCUUUGCCAGAGAGAUUAAAUGUGCGUGGUUUUGUAUUAGUAUUGUAGCAGUAGUAUGUAUUGUCUGUAAAGAAUGUAGGUUUUUCACUCUUAAAUCUAGAUUCGAUUUUUCACAUCACUUAUGAAUUAUUUAUAUCACUCGUAUCUCUGUAAUGUAAGUAAAGCAACCAUGAUACCCCCCGGCAUCAAUUAAACAUCCUAUUUCUUCUUGAUGUCAAAACUUCAUCUCUCAUCAAAGGUUCAAAAGAGCAGUUCAUCUUGAGCAGGGAGAAAUUUGAGAGUUGCUGCUCAUCAUUUUUGAGGAAACUUUGUGACACAAAUGGCAUUUUUGGGAGGAUCUGUUUUUCUGCUUUAGGGUGACGGUAAGCUUUUAGGGUAGGAAUGUCGUAGAAACUGAUCCAUUCUGUGGACUGGCUUAGACCAGACUUGUAGCCUGCAGGCCUCUGUGGCUUUGGCCUCAUCCUGUUGUCAGGACAUCAACCGCAACUACAAAACCACUCUCCAUAGCUGUAAUCCGAGAAGUCACAGAGCUCUGGCGAUUGAAAGUGGAAAGUCCCGUGCCUUCAGUUCUAAGAGAUGACUUCCGUCAGACACCCAGUGAUGUAGUGGUGGCCGCAGGUGAGCCAGCUGUCAUGGAGUGUAUUCCCCCUAGAGGACAUCCUGAGCCAACUAUCACGUGGAAGAGAAAUAAUGUUCAGGUCAAUGACAGAGAUGAGAGGAUCACAAUCCGAGGAGGCAAACUAAUGAUUUCCAAUACCAGAAAAAGUGAUGCUGGCAUGUACGUGUGUGUUGGCACCAAUAUGGUUGGAGAAAAAGACAGUGAUCCAGCUGAACUGGUUGUAUUUGAGAGGCCGGUGUUCACAAAGCAGCCGGUGAGCCAAGUGGUAUUGGCUGACGAUACAGUGGACUUCUUUUGCGAGGUGCAUGGGGAUCCAACACCGACUGUUCGCUGGCGGAGAGAGGAGGGGGAGUUGCCUCGUGGCAGAUAUGAGCUCCGUAGUGACAGCAGUCUGCACCUGAAACAGGUGCGAGCUGAAGACGAGGGCACUUACACGUGUGUGUCAGAGAACAGUGUGGGCAAAGCGGAGGCAGCAGCUACCCUGCAAGUACACGUGCCCCCUCAGAUUGUUGUGCGGCCACGAGACCAGAUCACAGCACCAGGCCGUACUGUAACGUUUCUCUGCGGCACUAAAGGAAACCCUCCACCGGCUGUCUUUUGGCAAAAAGAAGGAAGCCAGAUCUUGCUGUUCCCUAUUCAGGAACAGUCAAAACAAGGCCGUUUUUCUGUGUCGCUUAGCGGUGAGCUCACCAUCAUUGAUGUCCAUGUCGAGGACUCCGGCUACUACAUUUGCCAGGCCAUCAGUGUGGCGGGCAGCAUACUUACAAAAGCCCUGUUAGAGGUGGAAAGUGCGCCUUCAGAUCGUGUUCCCCCCAUCAUCCGGCAAGGACCAGCAAAUCAUACUCAUGUGCCAGGUUCAAAUGCACAGUUACACUGCCACAUCAUGGGGAACCCUAUUCCUAGUAUCCAAUGGGAGAAAGACGGUCAGAGGAUUCUAGUAAAUGAUGGUCGAAUCAGCCUGAUGGAAAAUGGCACCUUGCAAAUUGCCAAUCUUCAGGAAACCGACUCUGGCGUUUACACCUGCCUGGCUUCCAGCUCCAGCGGUGAGACGAGCUGGAGUGGAGUGCUCACUGUCAAAGAGAAUGCAGACCCGUCAGUCACUCAGACCACUGAGCCAUUCCAGUUGCCAGGUCCACCACACAAACCCAUUGUCACAGAUGUCUCCAAGAGCAGUGUCUCUCUGACCUGGCAACCCAAUGCUCAUGAAGGAGGAGCUGCAGUUACCUCCUACAUCAUUGAGGCCUUCAGCCAGUCCGCCGGCAGCACUUGGCAAACUGUAGCUGACAUGGUGAAGAUGGAAACACACACAAUCACUGGCCUUCUCUCCAACACCAUCUACUUGUUUAUUGUACGAGCUGUCAAUGCCUAUGGCCUGAGUGACCCAAGCCCCAUCUCACAGCCUGUCAGAACACAAGACGUGAGUCCGACGGGUCAGGGACUGGACCACAGACAGUUGCAGAGAGAGCUGGGGGAGGUGGCGGUCAAACUACAAGAGCCCAUCAGACCGACUACAUCCUCAGUCCGAGUCUCCUGGGCUGUUGAUCGUCAGUCUCCGUAUGUACAGGGCUACCGUCUCUUCUACCGCCCCAGUGGGGGAACAUGGCUCCUCCAAGACAUCAACUCCCCCUCCGAGCGCAGCACUGUACUUACGAGCCUACUCAAAGGAACUGAGUAUGAGAUAAAGAUCCGGCCUUAUUUUGACGAAUUUCAGGGGAAGGACAGCCGCACAAUACUGGUUCGAACCCCAGAAGAAGUGCCUAGUGCCCCUCCAAGAGCUGUUACAGUGGCGACAGUGAAGCAAAGCAACAUCUCCAGCAUCAUUGUCUCCUGGGAACCUCCACCCAGUGACAUGCAGAACGGCAUCAUCCAAGAGUACAAGGUUUGGUGUGUGAGCAGUGGCAAGAACAACCAGACACGCUACUACAUCAACAAGACAGUGGAAGGGAACACUUUGUCCACAGCGCUGAAAGGGCUAAUACCCGGUGUCCUUUACCAGGUCGAGGUGGCAGCCGUUACUGGUGCUGGUGUCGGCACCCGCAGUCAGCCUUUGCCUAUCCUCAUUAAGAUGGCAGCUGAACAGCCCUCUGUGCCAGGCGGCGUUGACACUGACGAUGACAGCAGGGAGAGCAACGUGAGUCUGGCUGAGCAGAUUACUGAUGUGGUCAAGCAGCCGGCGUUCAUCGCAGGCAUCGGCGGAGCCUGCUGGGUCAUCCUCAUGGGCUUCAGCGUCUGGAUUUAUUGCCGACGCAAAAAGAGAAAGGAGUUGAGCCACUACACUGCUUCCUUUGCUUACACGGCAGCAGUUGGAUUUCCUCAUGGAGAGGGAUCUGGACACAAUGGAAGGCCAGGCAUGCUGGGAGGCAACAUGGGCAACUACCCGUGGCUGGCAGACUCUUGGCCCACCACCAACCUGGUCCACAGUGGUAAAGAGGCUGUCAACUGCUGCACUACCAGUCAUGACACAGCUGAGCGAUACUACAAUGAAGCUGGCAUCUCCAACUACCUGAACCAGACAGAGAAAUACAGCAUGAGCGGCUCCACUGAGGGGCCCAUUUACAGCACGAUUGAUGCCACCAGCGAGGACCUUCACAGCUUUACUUACGCCCAGCACACCUCAACCACUCCCUAUGCCUCCACCUCUAUCAUGCCCUUCGCAAACCAAAUGGAGAGCCCACCCCAUGGUGGCGAGCAACAGGAUGAUGGGCACUGGAUCACCCAGCCGGGACCAUCUGGAGCUCAGUACGCUCAACCCGACCGCUGUAAUGGUAAGCCAAAGCAGAAGGCCAUGGGUAAGGCUGUUAAGACACCAUCUCUAACAUGGAUGGAAACAUUGCCCCCACCUCCCUCAAUUGGACAGCUGGAACAGUGUGACCAGGAUGAGGAGCCCCCAGAGAAUGAGGACAUGGACAUCGGCUCAGAUGAAGAGUGGUGUCCUCCCCUCCCAGAGAGGACGUACCUGAUGGAGGGCUGUGAAAACAGCCCCUCCCACAAGAACAAUGCCUCUUCUCCAGCCACUUCCUACAGUCACCAGUCCACCGCCACACUUACUCCAUCUCCCAAUGAGGAGAAGCAAGCGUCCCAUGACCUGCACCGCCAACAGGAGGGCAAUCAGAUGUUGCGCAGAAGGUUACCAUGUGGUCCAGUGCCAGUUCCCCAGGCACCACUCACCCAGUCCAGCCCCUAUAGCCAACAGCAUCUCGGCUCAUCAGAGGUUGGCCCACUGCAGUGCCACAGUCAGACCCAGCGCUCUCUUCAUAACCCUGGGCACAAUGAAGGCAGGAUCAAUUCAGCUACACCCGUGCACAGCCGUCCAUCCCCAGCGGAUACAUGCUCUCCACCGAACCAAAAAGUUUGCGUAAAAAAAAAGGCUUCCAAGAGUUCAGUAUACAGGAGAGAAAUACAAGGAGACCUGCCUCCACCUCCAGAACCACCUCCAGAGGAGGACAAGUUUCAGGGUUCCCAGAAGUGCAUGGAGGCCGGUAAAGUGGCUAAUGGCUCGCUAUCCUCCCUGGAGAGGAGCGAAUACAGCAGUGGCAGCCACCAACGCAAAGGCUCAAGACAAAGACAAAUUGAAACUGCACAUGGCGAGGAGGUAAUGCUGUACGGUGGUAAAGCCGGCUACCUUUCCAGGAAUCAAAUGUCCAGUAACUGCUCAACCACAGGAAGCUCCUCAUCUCGGGCCUCAACGGAAUCCCGGGGGAUCAAUGCGGCCAGGAAGGGCAGUGAGCUCCAAAUUGAAUUUGAACAACACCAAAGAAAUGCAGGUUAGGCAUGGCUUUUUAUGAGGAAGGGGAAACGUAGUAGAUUUGAUGAUCUUUUAAGGGGUGGAGUUGUUAAGUUUUGUGCUGUCAUUUAAAGUAUCGCCAUAAAGCCGCCUGUGUAUGUAGGAAGAAAAAGGAUGGCCUGUCACAGGUCAGUCCCUGGUGACCCCAACACACAUCUGGUAUGGGAAUGUAGCAAAAAAACUUAACAACUGAAUGUCUCAUUCACAGACAAACACACGCACAUACAUACAUAAAGACAGGGCUCCCUUACAUGUCUGCUGUUGGUCAGGUCAUCCCCUGUGGAGUGAUGAGGAACACCUCGCCCCUUUAACAGACCCUUGCUGGCCGCCUCUUUAUGCCUUGCUAGGAACAUGAAAGCACAACCUUCAUCGCAAUAAAUUUUGGGGUGUUUUCACAGGAAGUCUGGAUUAGGUUACCACCUUCUUCCUGUUGUGUUAUGUACCUCUAUCUUUUGCCCUUUGACUCAGAGACAGGGAGGUGUUGCUGUCUGGGCUAAUUAAUUUGACUGGGGACAUCUGCAGCAUUGAUGUAUACAUUUGAGACAUUCUCCAAUGAUUGAUCAUAUGCACAAAAUAUAGGGACUUGCCAUGUGAUCACUGCAUCAACAAAGUAAAAAUGUGAGAAAAUAUACCGGUAGUUGUUGGGGUGUCUGAGAUGCUUUGCCAUUCAUCCUGAGUCAUGUGUGAGAUCAGAGGUCACUGAAGUUAUACCUGAGAGAGGGCCUGCUGGUGGAUCACCGUCUCAGUUCUGGAUCAUUCCAAAGGUGUUUCAUGAGCUAGAUGUCAGGUUUUGUUCAGGAUUUUCCAAUAGCAAACUUAAUGGACCUUGUUUUGGGCACAUUCAUGUUCGACUACCAAAGGGAUAGAAAGAUGAAACCAUACAAUUGUUCAAAAGGUCUUGAUAAGAUGAAAAAUUAAGAUUUAGGGGGAAAUAAGCCUGAUAACUGAAGAUUCUGCCUCUUAAUUAUAAAUUAACAGUAAAUGUGUACUUUGGGAGCCUGGCUCUACAAUCACCUUCUAAGAGAGAGUUACAACAAUUAGACAUCACAAAAUAAUGCACUAGUUGUUCAGCAUGAGCUAACAAAGACAAUUUGUUGUACUUACUUAUAUGAGUUAGACAUGAUAAAUCUGAAUUAAGAGUGAUGCCAAGAUGCCUCACUGUGCUGUUGGAGGCAACCACAAAACGGUCUAGAGCAGCUACAGUAUGUCAUUGGAGCUUCCAAAUUAACAGUCCAUUUCUCACCAAGGCCUUUCAGUUGUAAGAAAUUGUGAUUCAUGCAAUUCUUGAUUUCUUUAAGGCAUGCCUGAAGUUAGGAUAACUGAUUGGUUUCAUCAUAUUUAAUUAAUAAUUAAUGUUGGACAUAAAGUCUCCAUAACAAAUCAAUUUAACAAAGUGUUUUCUAUUCAUAUUGCCAAACUGCAUGUAAAGACAGAACAGUACAGGUCCAAGCAUAGAUUCCUGUGGGACGCCAUGACUAACUUUUACACAUAGAGAGUCUUCAUUACUGAUAUGCACAAUGGGUCCUCAACCUGCAUGUGUUGUAUAAUCAAUGCAAUCAUUCCUUCAGCCAGUUAUUAAUGGUAACCACCACCUUGCAUAAUGAAAAUAAAAAUCGAAAUAACCCACAGCCAAAGCCCACGGUAUGCUUGGUCAUGCAGAAGCACAUGCAUAGGUGCGCAAUAUGGACAUUAAUUAAAUGAGAUGUUCCUUUCAUCAUUUAGUUGAAGUAAGUCAGAAAAAUUGCAAUAAAGCAGAGAUUCAUAGUGGAGUGAUUAUAUACGUAAAUGUUCAGAAAUACAGUAUGUCAAAAAUGUGAUGUAUUGAAAAUUAUAACAUUU